UUUGGGUUCAGGUAGGUGGUCAUACUCGUUUCUUGCGAGCACAAACUAGCUCGAACACCACCAGCAUGCAGCGGGAAGAGUGCAUCUACAACCUCAUCCCAAAGGUUGUGGUCGUGCCGGACAAGCCCACGCGGUACACGAGCACACACGACCCCAACUCGCAGCCGACGGCGUCGACGUUCGGGUUGCAAGGCAAGACCAAGCUGCUCGGAUCGAAUUUGGGCCAAGAGAAGCCGCGGACGCCCCCCACUGCGGCGAAAACGUUUGGCAAGUUGCCUCAAAAGCCAGACCCCAAGGACUUUACAAAGAAACACUCGAAAUGCAACAUGCCACCGUCCAAACCGACCAAGUUUACGUAUGACGGGGUGAAAAAGCCCCCGCUGGUCAAAGCCAAUGAAAAGCCCGUGAUGGGCUUGAAAACAUCCAAGAACUUUAUCGCAGCCAACGCCGUGGAAGCCAUCUUGGACGUGCCAGGCAACCGCGCGCGGGUGAAAGCUGCGGCCCCCGUCUACCGCGACAAGCCCGAUUACGGCCAGGUGCCAGAGUACUUGCGCGAAGUGAAGCAAGAGAUCGAGCAAGAGAACGAAAUGAUCGAGGAGUUUGUCCGGCAAAACAAAAACAUUUUGGCGGAUCAAGAGCCAAAGGUGGAAGCAAUGGACGACGACGAGCGCCUCCAGCUCAUUGACGCGCUCAAAGCCAAGUGGGACCAUGUCAAUGCCAAGUACCAAAAGCUGUGCCAUAACGUGUCGUUCGACACCCAGGGCAAGGUCCGGCGGAAGGAAACGUUCGAGAAGGAGCUGACACAGAUCGAAAAAGACAUUCAAGUGCUGUCCAGGGGCCCCGUGGCCGUGAACCGAGAUUGACCAACAUAUGGAACAAGCCAGCAGCAUGUAUAUCUAAAUAAACUGUACAAGGGGAA
Molecule: messenger RNA, 919 nt
Organism: Aphanomyces astaci
Lineage: Eukaryota; Oomycota; Saprolegniomycetes; Saprolegniales; Verrucalvaceae
Exons: 3
Coding region: 66-863 (265 amino acids)
Molecular function (GO): calmodulin binding
Source: RefSeq, a predicted model, not a curated record